This is a messenger RNA of Alnus glutinosa, 3421 nucleotides long. RefSeq names its product nuclear poly(A) polymerase 1-like. The coding region runs from base 658 to 3198 and encodes 846 amino acids. Gene Ontology annotation, molecular function: poly(A) RNA polymerase activity; RNA binding. The transcript is spliced from 12 exons. Gene Ontology annotation, cellular component: nucleus. NCBI's taxonomy places the organism in Eukaryota, Viridiplantae, Streptophyta, Magnoliopsida, Fagales, Betulaceae. The record is from RefSeq and is a predicted model, not a curated record.
UAUAAGAGAGAUUGGUUGGACACCUGUUGGGUUGUAAUGUUAUUAUUCCCCACCGCCACAACCCACUUUACCCAGAAAACUCUCUCUCUCUCUUCUCCUGAAAUUUCCGCUAUCGCUUUAUCGGGUAUUUUGGGUCCGAGAUUUCGAACACAGUUGCUGAGCGUGGUCGAAGAACCACCGCCACCCACACCCAAAGAGCUUGAAAAGGCGGGGAGACUAUGGGCCUCUGAUCUCGCUUCGCGGAAUCGUUGUAUUUGUCUUCGGUGUGCAUGUUUGUUCUUCGUCUAGGGUUAGGGUUUCAAUUACAGGCCCCAAUUUUGCGAUGUACUCUGUUCUGAUGUCAUCUUAGUAUAAAAGAUGUCAACUUUGGGGUUAUCUACUUUGAUUGGUUUGUUCUAGCUUUAUGGUUCCCAUUUGAUUGUAGCUUUGGAUUUUGUUUCCACCCAGUACUGUACUAUCAAGGAUUAUUUCAUUGUUAUAUUUUUUGUUUUUAAUUUCAUUUGUUUCUGAUUUUAUUUUCAUUGGAAAAAAAGGGAAAAAUUAAAAAAAAGAAGAAGAAGAAAUCUUUGAAGUAUUAAAAAUAAUUUGUUCAUCGCAUCCCCAUAUUGUCAAAAAAGAAAAAAGAAAAUUAAAAUUAGAGGCAGUUUAUAUAUAUAAAUGGGGAGCCUUGGAUUGAUGAACCGGAAUAAUGGGCAUCGGUUGGGCAUUACAGAACCGAUUUCGUUGGGUGGACCGACUGAGUACGAUGUGAUCAAGACCCGUGAACUCGAAAAGUAUCUGCGAGACGCGGGACUGUAUGAGAGCCAGGAAGAGGCUGUGAGUAGAGAGGAAGUGCUUGGCAGACUUGAUCAGAUUGUAAAGAUUUGGGUCAAAACAAUUAGCCGUGCUAAGGGGUUGAAUGAGCAACUCGUGCAAGAAGCGAACGCCAAGAUUUUCACCUUUGGUUCCUAUCGGCUAGGGGUGCAUGGCCCCGGAGCAGAUAUAGACACACUUUGCGUGGGACCUAGACAUGCUUCAAGAGAAGAAGAUUUCUUUGGCGAGCUUCACAGAAUGCUGUCUGAGAUGCCUGAAGUAACAGAGUUGCACCCUGUGCCUGAUGCUCAUGUUCCAGUUAUGAGAUUUAAGUUCAAUGGUGUUUCCAUAGACCUUCUGUAUGCAAAAUUGUCACUCUGGGUUAUUCCUGAAGACCUAGAUAUUUCACAGGACUCAACACUACAGAAUGCAGAUGAGCAGACAGUUCGUAGUCUCAACGGCUGUAGGGUCACUGACCAAAUUUUGCGUUUGGUUCCAAAUAUUCAGAAUUUCCGCACAACUUUGAGGUGCAUGAGGCUCUGGGCUAAACGUCGUGGUGUUUACUCAAAUGUUGCAGGGUUUCUUGGUGGUAUAAAUUGGGCAUUGCUGGUUGCCCGCAUCUGCCAGCUAUAUCCGAAUGCGCUGCCCAAUAUGUUGAUGUCUCGAUUCUUCAGGGUCUAUACUCAAUGGCGUUGGCCAAAUCCAGUAAUGCUAUGUGCUAUUGAAGAAGGAUCUCUUGGACUUCAAGUUUGGGAUCCUAGAAGAAAUCCGAAAGAUAGGUUCCAUUUAAUGCCUAUCAUAACUCCUGCUUACCCGUCCAUGAACUCUAGCUACAAUGUCUCUUCAAGUACUUUGCGUAUUAUGUCAGAGGAGUUUCAAAGGGGGAGUGAGAUUUGUGAGGCUAUGGAGGCAUACAAGGCGGAUUGGGAUACCCUUUUUGAGCCUUAUCCAUUCUUUGAAGCGUAUAAGCAUUAUCUAAAAAUAGACAUUACUGCAGAAAAUGAUGAUGAUCUAAGAAAGUGGAAAGGCUGGGUUGAAUCUCGCCUCCGGCAGCUGACAUUGAAGAUUGAGAGGCAUACUUAUAACAUGCUUCAAUGCCACCCACACCCGGGGGAUUUUUCAGACAGAUCUCGACUUUUCCAUUGCUGUUACUUUAUGGGGUUGCAGCGAAAUCAAGGAGUUCAAGUGAAAGAAGGUGAACAGUUUGAUAUAAGGUUAACCGUUGAGGAAUUUAGAGGCCAUGUCAACAUGUACACAUUGUGGAAGCCUGGGAUGGAGAUCCAUGUAUCCCAUGUAAAACGCAGGAGUAUACCAAACUUUGUAUUUCCUGGAGGGAUUCGACCUUCCCGCCCAUCCAAAGUAACUUGGGUGAGUAGGAGUUCCGAACUGAAAGUUUCUGGUCAUGCUCAAGAUAAUUCUCCUGAAGGCAAAGCAGUUUCAAAUGGAGCAGAUGAUGGAAGGAAGAGAAAGCAGGUGGAUGAUAGUCUGGAGACUAACCUGAGAAAUGCCAAGCGCUUAGCUGCUGCACCUCCAGCCACGGGGGGAGUUCAUGAGGGUAGCCCCCCCUGCUUUACAAGUGGAGCAGAUGAUGGAAGGAAGAGAAAUCAGGUGGAUGAUAGUCUGGAGACUGACCUGAGAAAUGCCAAGCAUUUAGCUGCUGCACCUCCAUCCACGGGGGGAGUUCAUGAGGGUAGCCCCCCCUGCUUUACAAAAGCAGCAGAUGACGGAAGGAAGAGAAAGCAGGUGGAUGACAGUCUGGAGACUAACCUGAGAAAUGCCAAGCGCGUAGCUGCUGUACCUCCAUCCACGGGGGGAGUUCAUGAGGGUAGCCCUCCUCUCAGCUCAUGUUCUAUGAAAUGUGACACUAUGAAUACCCACAGGUCAGAGGAAUCUAGGACAGAAAAUUCUGAGAAUAAUACACCUGACAGCUUAAAAAAUCUAAAAAAUCUAGUGGAGGUUUCUUCUCAGAAUGUUCAAGCUAAUGGAUCAGCAAAUUGCAGUCCACCUAAUGAAACUCCGUUGGCUGCUGCUGAUACAAGAGAAGCAGAGAAUCUGGCAAUUGAGAAGAUUAUGUCCGGUCCAUAUGUUUCCCAUCAAGUUCUUCCAGAAGAACUUGAUGAGCUUGAAGAUGAUUUUGAAUAUAGAAAUCAAGAUAAAGACUUUAGGGGGAACAAGAAAGGUAGCCCCAUGGAGUCUUCAAAAUCAAAUGCAGCAGUGGCAGUGCCAGUUCCAUCUACUAAUGGAUCUGCUUCUUCCAGUGGUUUAUAUUCCAAUGGGAACUUAGAGGAGCUUGAGCCCACUGAACUUGUGGCUCCAUUGUCCAAUGUGACUCCUGCACCUGUGGUACAAAAGCCACUAAUCAGGUUUAGCUUCACUUCCUUGAAAGCUACUGGCAAAAGCUCAUAAAGGGAUUCUGACCGUUGGCUGGAGCUUAAGCUAGUGGAAAUGUUUGAUGUAUAUUAACAAACUUUUUUUUUUUUUUUUUUUUUUGCCCUUUUUUAUUAAUAAUUACACAGUUCAAUCUUGAGUUAGGCAAAGCCACUUUUUACAUGGUAUAUGUACAUGACAAUCUCAACCAUUCCAGAGGGUAAAUGAAUGUGAAAUCCUAUUUGGUUAAGUUUAUAAUCUA